Messenger RNA from Trichoderma citrinoviride, 2079 nucleotides. RefSeq lists its product as hypothetical. The transcript has a single exon. The record is from RefSeq and is a predicted model, not a curated record. Bases 1 to 2079 code for a protein of 692 amino acids. NCBI's taxonomy places the organism in Eukaryota, Fungi, Ascomycota, Sordariomycetes, Hypocreales, Hypocreaceae.
AUGCCUCUCGGCGACAAGCCUCGCCAGCCUCAGCUGAGCGCUGGAGCCGCCCGAGGCAUGACCCGAACGCCCCUGACCCCCAAGGUCGCCGUCAAGGGGCCGCCAGCAACCACGCCGCUGGCUCGCAAGUCCUCGUCUGUUCUCAGCGCGCAGUCGUCGCCGCGUGGCGAGAGCGCCGGGGCUCCUCCGGCUUCCUAUCUCAGCCAUACCAGCACCCCGCGGUCCGGCGCCAGGCAGACCCGUGCCGAGAGCACUGUUUCGACCAGCUCGACGAACCUCGACAAGAUGAGCGACGGCGGGUGGGACACGAGGAGCAACCGCGGCCUGGGCGUGUCGCCUCUGGCUCGUAGCGAUAGCCUGAGCUCCAGGAGGAGCGUCAACGGCCCAUCGUCCAACUCGCCCGGCGAUGACUCCAAGUUCUUCUACGCGAGCAGCGUAAAGCCCGCGGCUCAAGCACCGCCGCCUCGACCAGCCUCGGUCGUCCAUACUAAAAGUACGCCGACCUUCUUCUAUGCGAGCGAUGCUGCCAGCAAGCGAGUGACGAGCCCUCCAGCAUACCCCAGCUCAAGCACUCACUCGCUGGCCUCGGCGCAAGAGGGCGUUGCUACCAAGUUCUUCUACGCAAACGGCGCGCCAGAUGUGGAAGCGAGAUUGUCAGCGCGCAGCUCCGGCUCGGGUUCGACAAUCUCCAGCAGCUCCAGGGCGACGCGCGCCAACACCAGCAACUCCUCGGCCGUGGGAUCCAGCACGACUCAGAUAUACUCGCGGCCAGCAUCGCCCUCAAAGAACCUUACACACCCUACACUACCACAGCAGCAGCAUGCACAACCGACGCUCCGAGCCAGUGCCAUGUCACCUACCUCCCCGAUCAGGGCCUCGGCUCACCAGGCUCCGAAGCUGGCGGCCACCACCGCGCAAGCCAACAAACGACGAGUGAGUAUCGAGCAGCCUCUGCGGCUGAAACAGGGGCACGGUCGCGCCGGCAGCGUCGUUUCUGUAGAAGGAGGAGCCGCCGUCCCGAAGAUUGCCUCACCCACAAGCGUACCGCCCACGAUCCAUGCGCCUGACAUGACACCGCCGCUUUUGAGUCCCGGACUGGCGCAAUUAGCACAGCCAAUGACGAUGGCGUCGAUUCUACAAAUGGCCGACGAGAUGGAUGAUGAGGAUGAAGACGACGAAGGGGACGGGAGCGAAGGCGAGGGAGAAGACGGAGAAGAUGGGAACAGCGACGAUUCAGAAACCGACUCCAUCAGUCGUAAGAGAAAUUCCCAGAAUUCCGAGCCUCUUGAUCACCUUGUCCUGAGCGCCCGGCGCGAGCGCAAAGUUCAGGACCUGGAAAUCACAAACGCUUCUCUCGAGGCCAUCAACAGAACUCUUGAGAGGCAGCUGCGGAAACAAUCUGCAGAAUUGCGCCGCUUCCGACGCUUAUCCAGAGCCGGGCGCCUCGGCUCUGCAGCUUCGGGCCAAGGCGGUGCGUCCCUAACUGUACCGGACGCCGCAGGAAGCCUCACCGACGUCAGUGAGAGGGAGGAAGAUGCCGCAAAGCAGGAUGGGGAACUAGAAGAGGACGAAGACGACGAAGAUGAGGAGGACGAGGAGGACGAAGACUCGCUAGUCGAUUCCGAGUUAUCCCACGGAAACACAGCUGCCGACCCCAACUCUACCACCUCUCAGUCCAAGGCGGAAUCGCCUGGCGACAAACGGCGGAAACGGGACGAGCGCCGUCUCCAGCUCGACCUCACAAGGCAUCAAGAGCUUUUGCUCGACAGCCAGAAGAUGAACCAGAGUCUCAAGAAGUGUCUGGACUGGACAGAGGUGCUCAUCAAGGAAGGCCAGAAGGCAUUGGCCUACCAGGUCAGAAUCUCCGACGUGGACGCCAUGCCCGGCCGCGUCCUGGCAGCUUCAUAUUACGACUACCGUGACGACACAUCCCAAGUCGAAGACGAUACGAUCUCCACCGUUUCCGCCUCGCGUUUCGACGACGAUACCGUGUCAGGCUUGGAAUCCGAAGGGGAGGCAUGGCCGAAAGAAUCACAGGAUCGUGAUAGUGGCAUAGCACUGCGCGCUGCGGGCCAUUAG